Molecule: messenger RNA, 1257 nt
Organism: Paracoccidioides brasiliensis Pb18
Exons: 1
Coding region: 1-1257 (418 amino acids)
Cellular component (GO): actin cortical patch
Molecular function (GO): phosphatidate phosphatase activity
Source: RefSeq, a predicted model, not a curated record
AUGUUCGGCGCCCCACAGCGUCGAAAGCAUGAGACACCUGAAGAGCAACAAACGAGAUCCCAAGGUGACUUCGAUCGUGUAGAGACCGACCUCGCCCAUGUCCCUUCUUUACGUUUGACCCCGCUCUUAGGAAUUAUAGCAUCGUUCCUGGGUAAAGGAAAUCCUCUCAUCCAGCCCGCAAACCCUCAGCAACACAGAGUAUGGCUCCUCGAUAACACCGCCUACCGCGCACCUGGGGGCAGAUUCCACGACAAUCAAACAUGGCAAGUCGAGAUAGUUGCAUGCAUCUUUAUUAAGCGGGGCCGUGAAGAAGUUGGCAAGUUCGUCGCAACCAUCGCAGACGCCAUCGGACUGGAUGGGGAUAUUGGUCUGAACAACCGGGAAACCAGAGACCGCAUGGCUGAGCGGGUGCAACCUUUUGUCGAUUCAAUCGCUCCAGGCCGCUCCAUAAGUCUGGAUAUACCCAUUACGCGCCAUACAGUCAUCAAACGCAAGCUAAACCCAUCCGACAAAAACGGUAUCAUUUCGCAGGUAGUCCGGAUAGGCGGGACAGAUGUCCCCAACGGCACAAUAAUCCACCCAUCCCUCCGACACUGGAGCCAUAAUGUAUCCAUGGAAACCGAAUUCGCUUCUCCGACGGGCUGGCUGAUAAUUUCAGACGUCGACGACACGAUCAAAUACACCCAGACCUGCAACGCAGUGGGCAUCCUGCGCACAACAUUCGCCGAAAUCCCACAGCCCAUCGCCGGCAUGCCCACUCUGUAUUCGCACAUCGACAAAUCCCUCACGCCAACAUGGUUCUACCUCUCCGCCUCGCCAUACAAUCUGUACCCAUUCCUCCGCACAUUCCUCCGCCAAGUGUACCCACCAGGCACCCUCAUCCUGCGUAACAGUUCAUGGAUGGAUAUGAGUGGGCUGCUCAAGUCAUUCACUCAGGGGACGGAGACUUAUAAAGUCGAGCGCAUGGAGAAGCUGUACCGCUGGUUCCCGAAACGCAAGGUCGUUUGCAUUGGGGACUCGACACAGAGUGACCCGGAGGCGUAUGGAGAGAUAUAUCGCCGGCAUAAGCACUGGGUUCGGGCUAUAUUUAUACGGAAAGUGACGGAUGUGGUGAAUAUGGAGGAUAAGAAUAAGGAUAAGCGCUUUGUUAAGGCGUUUGAGGGCGUGCCGGAGAGCGUGUGGAGAGUGUUUGAGGAUACGGAGGAUCUUUAUCGGGAGGUUGAUUUGUUAAGGCAGGAUGAGAAUCCGAAUUAUUAA